Molecule: messenger RNA, 1897 nt
Organism: Dendroctonus ponderosae (mountain pine beetle)
Lineage: Eukaryota; Metazoa; Arthropoda; Insecta; Coleoptera; Curculionidae
Product: peptidyl-alpha-hydroxyglycine alpha-amidating lyase 2
Exons: 7
Coding region: 166-1314 (382 amino acids)
Biological process (GO): peptide metabolic process
Cellular component (GO): membrane; extracellular region
Molecular function (GO): protein binding; catalytic activity
Source: RefSeq, a predicted model, not a curated record
UAAUUAAUUUCUAUAUGGAUCGUUUUGAAGACACCGAAAUAAAAAGCAAAACCAACCACUGGCGUCCAAGGACAACCGGCAUCGUGCCUCCAUGCGCGCUACAAAAUCCUGAUUCUUCUUAUCGAUUUCAAAGUGUGAAGUGAAACAGUGAAACAUAGUUUGGUCAUGGCUCUCAGGACUGAUCUAGUAUUUUGUACCGCAAUUUUUAUGCUAUUAACAGGCAUCUGUAUAGCAUAUCCGGACUUGGGAUUCCAUCAAUUCCAUCGCGAGCCACUAUUCACCCGGAGUGAAGUAGACCAGCUGCUGGAAAUAUCCAGGCCAACUCGAGAGGGAACCGGUCAAUCUGGAGAGUCGAUCGUCGAAAAGCCUGCUGUGCCACAAGCCGUAAAGAAUUGGCCAGCCGAAGAUUUGAAACUAGGCCAAGUAACGGCUGUAUCAGUUAAUUCUGCUCUUCAACCGGUCAUUUUUCAUAGAGCUGACCGAGAAUGGGAUCGAAAUACAUUCAACAUGAGCCACCAUUAUCUUCACUCCAACUUGGGACCGAUCGCUGACCAUACAGUUUUAACCCUUGAUCCAAGUAAUGGCAAAGUUUUAGAAAAAUGGGGUGCAAACGCAUUUUAUAUGCCCCAUGGUCUAACGAUUGAUCGGCACGAUAAUUAUUUUUUGACUGAUGUUGGCAUGCAUCAGGCAUUCAAGUUUAAACGAGGUCAAAACAUACCAACUUUGGUUUUUGGAGAGCUUUUUGUACCUGGAUCUGAUCACGGGCACUUGUGUAAACCAACCUCAAUAGCAGUGGCGUCUACAGGAGAGAUUUUUAUAGCUGAUGGAUACUGUAACAGCAGAAUCCUAAAAUAUAAUGCAGCAGGAGGAUUGCUUAGAGUAAUUCCCAGUCCUUCAGAAUUCCUCUCGCUGCAAGUUCCGCAUUCUCUGGCUCUCAUCGAAUCUACAGAUCGGCUGUGCAUCGCAGAUAGAGAAAACAUGAGGGUGGUAUGUCCCAGAGCAGGAUUAUAUAGCGUUAAAGGAAGAAAAGAAUCAGAACUGACUAUUCAGCAGCCGGAUAUGGGUCGACUGUUCGCAGUAGCUGCUAAAGGAAAACUGAUUUAUGCAGUGAACGGAUUCACUAACCAAAUGUUGCCUGUCCAGGGAUUAACUAUAGAUCCUGAAAGUGAAACUGUGAUAGACCAUUGGUCACCAGAAGCGGGAUUCUCCAACCCGCAUGAUAUUGCAAUUAGUGCUACUGGCGAAACAUUGUAUGUUGCAGAAAUUGGUCCAAACAAAAUUUGGAAAUUCGACUUGGUACCACCAAAGAAAUAAUUAUGUUAAUAAAAUAUUUCAUUAAGUUGGUAAACAAUAUGUAGGAUUUCAUUUUCGAUUCGAGCGAGAUUAUUAGUAUUAGGUAUUACUGACUUACUAUCUUACCGACAGCAGCUAUUCACUCAUAUCAAAAUUAACAUGUCGUGAGUUAUACACCAUCAGUUAUCAUUAACAUUGUAUAACAUUUAGCUGGAAACAGUAUCCUUAACGUUAAUAGUUAGUUGCAAUGUAUUAACAUCUAGAAUAGAAUAAAUAGAUCAACGACUAGAAGAAAUAUGUAUAACUAGAAAAAACGAUUUGUGUGGGUUAUACAUACGAGUAAGUAUAAAGUGAUAACAAUAAUAACAUAUUUAUAUGUUUUUAAGACAUUUUGUAAACGUGGUAAAAGUAUCGAUACCCAAAAUGCAAAUAUCUACUUAGUAUGGUAUGAGCUUCAUUAGAAUAAUUUUGCUGAACCUCAGGAUUUGGAGAAGCUUUAGUAAAAAAAUGUUUUUAUUUAUACGAUGUAAUUUAUUUGCCAUUAAAACUGUAGACAAUAAUUGUAAAGUUAGUUUAUGUGUUUGAAUAAAUGUUAUGUUCAGAA